Molecule: messenger RNA, 1782 nt
Organism: Mucor mucedo
Lineage: Eukaryota; Fungi; Mucoromycota; Mucoromycetes; Mucorales; Mucoraceae
Exons: 4
Coding region: 292-1521 (409 amino acids)
Biological process (GO): carbohydrate metabolic process
Cellular component (GO): membrane
Molecular function (GO): chitin deacetylase activity
Source: RefSeq, a predicted model, not a curated record
AUUUAUUAGACCUCAUUUGACUUCUAAUUAUAGACGUAAAUAUUUAUAUUUCUUUUCUGUUUCUUUUUCGCAAAAGGCUUUCUCUUUGUACAUAUAUUUUUGUGCUCAAUUUAAAACUCCCUUUUGGCAAUCUAACUAGCUGAUCCCACUUUUUUUUUAGUGCCUUGUUAAUUUUAAUUCGGUUUUCCACACUUGGUUUAGCAUGAAGAUCCCUUAAUCCGCCUCUUGCAAUCAUUUCUCUCCAUUUCCUUCCUCUUUUUUUUCUCUUCACAAUCCAUAUAUAGACCCGAGAUGUGGAAGUAUCAAGCAUUUUUAAUCACAUUGGCAAGUUCGGCUGCUUUGGCAGCGGUGGAUCUAUCCAAAUUUCCUUCAAAAACGGAUCCCACAAAGUUUACUAUCCCAGAUAUUCCUCAAACAACCUCGCUGGAUGUAGCCACUGAAUGUCAAUAUUAUCAAUCCAACUUUACUAUUGAAAAGAGUGAAUGGCCUACCAUUUGGGAUAUUGCUACUAGUAACAAUAUGAACACAUCUACUGAAUUUACCAAUCUCUACAACUCUAUCGAUUGGACACAAGCACCAAAGGCUCCCGUAAGAUCAAUGACACCUCAAGGAGGCCUUAAUUUAGUAGGCUAUGAUACUGUCAACGAUCCCGAUUGUUGGUGGUCCGCUACUCAGUGUGUCAAACCCAAAGCGCAAGGUACCAACGGUGAUAUCUCGACCUGUCCUGAGCCUGAAACUUGGGGUCUUACCUUUGAUGAUGGUCCCAACUGCUCCCAUAAUGCCUUUUAUGACUACCUUGAAACAAACAAGCAAAGAGCCUCCAUGUUCUAUAUCGGCUCUAAUGUCCUGAACUGGCCUUACGGUGCUCUUCGUGGUCUCAAGGAUGGUCACCAUCUCUGUGGUCAUACUUGGUCACAUAAGAUGAUGACAACUUUGACUAACCAAGAGGUCUUGGCUGAACUUUAUUAUACCGCUAAAGCAAUCAAGUAUGUAACUGGUAUUACUCCCUUGUACUGGCGUCCCGCUUUGGGUGAUCUUGAUGAUCGUGUACGUUGGAUUGGAACACAAUUAAAUAUGACUGCUAUUCUCUGGAACCUUGAUACUGAUGAUUGGGCAGCCAAUUCCACACCCGGCAUUACACCAGACACUGUGAAUGGCAAGUAUCUCGAUUACAUCAAGAUGGGUAGCAACGGUACUUUUGCCAAGUCUGGUAACAUUGUUCUCUCGCACGAAAUCAAUAACAUGACAAUGGAUUUCUUUGUUGAUCAUUACCCUGCCAUCAAGGAAAACUACAAGCAUGUGGUUGAUAUUGCUACAUGUCAAAACAUUGCUCAUCCUUACCUUGAAGAGGUCAUCACCUUCCCUAGUUUUGAAGCCAGUACGUCCCAAAAUGCAAGCACAGCCACAGGCUCUGGUGUUGUUCCUGGUGCUACGGGUGCUUCCAGUGCUGGAAACAUAAACUCAUUCAAUGGUCCUCUUUUCAUUGCUUCUCUUUUCGGUUUGCUUUUGGUAGCUGUCUAAUUUUUUUUUUUUAUCCCCAUCAACAACAACAACAAAAUCUCCCCCUCCCCCCUCCCCACACACACACACACACACACACAUCCCACCCCUUCUUCUUCUUUUUUUUUCAUUAUUUCUACAUUCAUAAUUUAUACAUAUUGUAUAAGAGACACUGCCCCACACCCAUACACACACACAUACACAAUUUUUUUUUUUUUUUUUUUAACUUUUUAUAAAUAGAAAAUAGAUCACAUUUUUAUUUUAUUUUUUUUAGUAAUUUUU